Molecule: messenger RNA, 2007 nt
Organism: Penicillium digitatum Pd1
Lineage: Eukaryota; Fungi; Ascomycota; Eurotiomycetes; Eurotiales; Aspergillaceae
Source: RefSeq, a predicted model, not a curated record
AUGCGUGGGAAUUUCAUUCUUUCUUUGCUUUCUGCGGCGCUGGGCGCCAGCGCUGCUGUUUCUCAGUCUAACCUCAAGGCCCAUGUCGAUGUGCUGGCACUCGACUACGCCUUCAAUCCUGUGAAGGCGGCGUACUGGACUGGAUAUCCUCAUCACCGCCGUACUCCUUUUGCGGUGUCGCCGGAUGGGAAAUCAGCCUACAUUGCCUAUCUUGACUCUAGUGCCACAGACGUUCAUGUACAGCAGCUGGACCCUACUACUUUUGCUGCUACUGGCACGACUGUCACCGUCUCUGGUGGAAAAGAAGCUGGAGGUCUUGUGGCACACAAUGAUGGAUUUGCCCUUCUUACCAACGAAGCAUUGCCUUCUGGCACCACCAAUGCACCUCCGAGUGGGACCCCUGUUCCCGUGCUCUACCGCUACACCUCUGGAAAGCAGACAUGGAAGACCUGGCUGGGUGGACCUGGUGUGCACGAGUCCGAAGGACUUUCUGCCUCUCCCGAUUUGAAUGGAGAUCUCGUCUACUCUGAGAGUGCACAGCUUUACGGCGCAUAUUUUGUCGUGACUGAUUAUACUGGUGACGCUUCCGGCCAUUUUGGUGACAGUGUCGAGUACAUCUCCGCUAGCGGAAAAUUGGAAUCAAUUGCUGGCGCUAGCAGUGCAUGGGGCUGCAGCCACAACACCGGCAUUGCAUUCGAAGCAGCUGACGACGCUCCUUUCGCGGGUAUUUGCGCCGAAGACCAGGGUGCCAUCUGGUUAAAUACGAAAACCCAAGGAAUGUCAACCGAUGGAAUUAAAAUCUCCAACGAGAACACUACUAACGGUGCGUCUGGUGAGCCCAUGGGUGGCAUGUCUGGCAGCUACAGUGUGUUGGCUCGGUUUGCCGAUACCACGAAGUAUAUCUUCGCCUGGGUUUCUCGCGGCGCAAUCGAUGUGACGGAGAACGCGUGGAUGGGAACCGGCUAUACGAACGUGCAGAAUCGCACCAACGGCCGCAAUGUUGCCAUUUCUCUUUUCUCUGACAAGUAUACCAAGGUUGGUGCCCAGGCCACAUCGGAUGUGGGUGUUGAGGAUGGAGACAGCCAGGUCAAUUGGGUGACCUCAGGAUCGAACGAUUGCUCAAAUGCUCACGCUGCUACCUUUGGAAAUAACAAUGCCCUCGUCACCUGGGAGGAGAUUUCGAACCCGACUUGUGACUUCAUUGCCAUGGGAUGCCGUGGUAUCUUUGCUGGAACCUACUUCCAGCAAGUUGACUCCACCGGUUCGAAGGUUGGAGAGCCUUUCAGCGCUAACGAUGUUUACGUUGCCGGUGACAUGGUCACCAUGUCAGAUGGUAGAAUCUGCUGGCCCUAUGUCAACAUGAUUUGGGACCUCUCACAGCCCAUUGAUGACUCCUCGUCCUCUGGGGCUGUCAAGAAGAUGAGCAUCGCUUGCAUGGCACUCGAUGGUGCAACCGGUUUCUCCACGACCGCCGCUACUAGCGCCACAAGCAGUUCGACCGCAAAGGUCGCCGUUAACAAGAGUGCGAGUGCAGUCACUAAGGCCGUCUCAAGUGCGACCACGAUUCAACCACAAAGCAAUACCUCUGGAGCCACUUCAAGCGCAGCCACCAUUGACGCCACAAGCCAAACCACUAAAGCCGUUUCAAGCGCAACCACCAUUGACGCCACUAGCCAGACAACCAAAGCUGUAGCCGAGGCGUCAAAUGGCGGUGUCGCCGCGAUCGGAGGGGGAUCUGGGAACGCAUCGAGCAGUUCUGUGAUAGAAAUUCCAAUGGCUGCCACUAGCGCCACCGCAAGUGCAAUCCCUAGCAGCAGUCCUACUAGAAUUGCCAGUGCAACCCCCAGCGGCACUCCGACUGGAAUUGCCAGGGGCCACGGACGGAAACAUGGCCACGGCUGGGGUCACCAUGGCACGGAACACCACAGUUCGGGUCACCAUAGCUCGAGAUUCGAUGAGGUCCCUGAGAGCGAGCGCCAGCUCGGUGGAGCUUGCAAGUCGCAGUAG